This is a messenger RNA of Symbiodinium natans, 1956 nucleotides long. NCBI's taxonomy places the organism in Eukaryota, Dinophyceae, Suessiales, Symbiodiniaceae. The record is from the annotation of a GenBank genome assembly.
AUGCACAAGGCUGCCAAGGCCGCCGUCCGCUUCCUCGCGGCGCCCGAAAACGCCAAGGCGAAGUGGCUGCAAAGCCUGUACGAGACGACCUCCGAGCCGGAGGGCUUCUUGCCCCUGCAGGACCAGAAGGUGGAAGCCGUGCUUCUGGCUGUGUUACAGGACACGGGUAUUCAGAGGCCUCGGGAAACCUUCCUGGUGUGCGAGCUCCUGGCGCGCGGCUUCCGCAGUGGUGGCGCGCCCAGCCCGCGGCGAGCUGCAGAAAGUCAGGCAGAAAAGCCUCUAGAUCUUCUGAGCACGACAGCUGCAUGUCGAGCCAGCGAGGUGCGAGCGCUGCUCAAGCUGCUGCAGCCUACCGGGCCAGAAGACGCGGCAGGUGAUAGCAAGGGGGCAGAGGAGUCUGCAGAUGUCGGCGUCGGCAGGAUAAGCCCGGCAGAAGUGCGCAUUUCGGCCCGGAAGGCGCUGCUUACCCUGGCCUGCGCCCACCGGGGUGCCUUCAGCGCAACCCUGCUCGAGUUCCUCCAAGAUCCAGGAGCGAUCCCUGAGCUUUUGGCGGUGGGGACGGCGGCGGGGGAGGAGGGUCAGCGUCUGGUGGUCGAGCUGUUGGUGAGAGGCUUUGACAGUCCCGUGGUGCAGUGCUUUGCCGACUCUGCCUUGGCGGGGGACAGGAAACGCUUGCUCAACCAACUCUUCAUGUCCCGUGAUGCCUUCGUUCGGGUCACUGUGGGCAUCCUUCUGGCAGCUCUGCUUUGUCACGAAGGUUAUGGAGAGGCUGCUCAAGCAGAAGCCGGCAUAGCGGCUGUCAGCGAGGAGUUAGAGACCCUGAGCCCGGCGCAGCCGCUUGAGUCUGAGUUGGCCGAUCUUCAACGAGUGCUGGCCGAGGAAGACUGCUGGCUUUGGCUUUGCCGCCUCGCCGCCGUGCGUCGCUGGCCAGCUGCCAGCAACUUUGCCCUCCUCGUCAUGCUGCGGCUCGUGCAACCGAGCCCCGAGAAGCUGACGGAGACAGCAGGAAAGUUCAAGCCGCAUUUCGCACAGCACGUACAGGAUGGCGCUGACUUGGAUAGCCUGGCGCUGCUGGCCCAGCGCCCUCUGCCAAAGGCGAGCAAGUCUCAGACGACUCGGAAAGCUGGAAAGCAAGGGAUUAAGAUUCCUCCAAACGUUCUCUUCAACUACAAGUUCAACGUGCUCAAGGCCACGAAACAGCAGCUGCAGGAGAACCCCUUGCUCGGCGUCAUGCAGCUGAAUGUCAAGCAUACAGUUGGGCUGUUUGGAAGCAACGUGUCUCAUGUGCAUUUCUGGGAUGACGACCAGUGCAUCAGUGAGCUCAAGCAGCUGAAGCAGUUCGGUGGUGAGGAACUCGCCGAGGGCUUCCAGAGCCUGAGACAUGGCAAGUACAAGUCGGACCUCUGUCGCCUUGCCCAACUCUGGAAGUACGGGGGGUAUUACUUCGACACGGACAUCCUGCCAGUCAAGUCCAUGCGCGACUACCUGGACCCCGACACAACCUUUGCCUCUGUCCGUGGCAUGUACAGCAAAGAGAUUUUUCAGGCCUUCUUGGCUGCGACGCCAAAGAACAAGCUGAUCGGUGAAAACUUGAAAAGUUUCGGCAAGUGGCUGAAGGAAAGGCCACGUUCGCAAGAGCCAGCCAACAUAGGUCCGAAGCUCAUGUGGAAGAGCAUGAGAAAGACCGGGGGCAGGUUCAAGAAAGCGCCCGAGUUCGUGACCGGCUCCGAGAAAAUCCAACUGUUCCAGGAGCACCGGAUCGCGUACUGGAGAUCCGGGAAAGAACCGAUUGAAGGCCUGCUGACUGGUCAUUCGAAGUGGGGCGACUGUAACAUCGCUGUCGUGGAUCAAGACACGGACGAGGUCGUCAUGUACCCACGAGUGAUCUCACACAACGACGACACGUGCUCGGAGCAGAAGAAGCUGAUCGUCCAGCAUUUUCUGGUGGAGUCCUAA